Bursaphelenchus xylophilus (pine wood nematode) is the source of this 907-nucleotide messenger RNA. The record is from the annotation of a GenBank genome assembly. Lineage: Eukaryota; Metazoa; Nematoda; Chromadorea; Rhabditida; Aphelenchoididae.
AUGGCCGUGGGCAAAAACUCCAAAGUUUCUAAAAAGGGAGGUAAGAAGAAGGCCGCGGAUCCUUUCUCGCGCAAGGAGUGGUAUGAUGUGAAAGCUCCAGCUCAGUUCACCAACCGUGAUGUUGGAAAGACCAUCGUCAACAGAACUCAGGGAACCCGUAAGUAAUUUAUUUUUACUGUAUUCGUUUUUUAGGCAAUGUUUUAUUGGUUAUUUUAUUCUCGGUUUUAGGAAUUGCCAGCGAUUUCUUGAAAGGCCGUGUCUUCGAGGUUUCUCUUGGUGAUCUGAACAAGAACGAGUUCGACUUCAGAAAGUUCCGUUUGGUCGUUGAAGAAGUCAAGGGGAGAAACUGUCUCACCAACUUCAAUGGCAUGACCUUCACCCGUGACAAGCUCUGCUCCAUCGUCAAGAAGUGGCACGUGAGUAUAAUUUCUCUUUUUUAGACUCAGUUCUGUUGUCGAUCAGUAUUAGUUUAACGUUUUAGACUUUGAUCGAGGCCAACGUUACCGUUAAGACUACUGACGGAUAUCACCUCCGCGUCUUUGUCAUCGGAUUCACCAAGCGAAGCCCCAACCAGGUCCGCAAGACAAGCUACGCCCAGACCUCUAAGGUCCGUCUGAUCCGAGCCAAGAUGACCGAAAUCAUCCAGAAAGAGGUGAACGGCUCAAACUUGACCGAAGUUGUCAACAAGCUGAUCCCCGACUCGAUCGGCAAGGACAUCGAGAAGGCCUGCUCCCGAUUCUACCCUCUUCAAGACGUAUAUAUCCGCAAGGUUAAGGUGGUCAAAAAGCCCAAGUUUGAUCUUGGAAAACUUCUGGAGAUCCACGGCGAGCUCGGCGCUUCUUCAGGAAGUGGUAAGGUUGACCGCGCUGAUGCUGCCUACGAACCCCCAGUCCAAGAGAGCGUUUAA